CGAAGGCUUCGUUUUCCAGGUCUCUCCAAAAGAAAUGGAAAAAGGCUCAAAGUGAAAUGGUUUACCCAAGGCCACAGAAAAGGUUGAUGGCAGAGGAAGGAGAAUUACUUAAGCUUUCCUAAUUCCUACCUGAGCUCUUCACCUGACCCCCACCCUUACCACUCAAUACCUGCCCAAGUGGAGUUGCCUCAUGGUCACUGAACCUCUCAGAAUUUCCACACUGAUUAGUCAACAGUGGAAAAUCCGAAGAGAUGCAAGUAGGAAAAAGAAACUAAAACAGGCCUGAAGAGCGAUGCGACAGGCGUGAUGGAGGUCGAGUCCUCCUACUCGGACUUCAUCUCCUGUGACCGGACAGGCCGUCGGAACGCGGUCCCUGACAUCCAGGGGGACUCUGAGGCUGUGAGCGUGAGGAAGCUGGCUGGAGACAUGGGCGAGCUGACACUCGAGGGGGCAGAAGGACAGACAGAGGCGGGCACCCCAGACAAGGAAGCUAGCAAGCAGCCUGAGAGCAACGAUGGGACCACCUCGUCUUGAGUCUGACCUUGCCCAUGGAAGGUGGAAGAGAGACCUGCUGUCCCCACCUGGACAGGGAGCCCUGGCAUUGGCCUGGCAGCCCCUUCUCUGAGCCCCUGUACCAGGCAAGCCAGGCCAGAGUGAAAAGGCACCCCCGGAGGCCGCCGUGGCCCCUACCCUGGAAAAACCCUCCCCCUGCACCCUCAGGCUCCACUCGCCCACCACCUCCUCACCGUGCCCGGGCACACUCUCAAGACCCUGUAGCUGCGGGGCAUUAUUUAUUCAGCGGGCACCUGGGUGAGCAGCACCCCAAGAACACGCCUCCAUAGGUGGUCUGGGCGGCAACCACGGCCCAGCUCUGCCCCGCCUUCUCCAAGCCCAACCUUCUGGGUCAAGACCUUCGUAUCCCUUUUUUUAAAAAACACUUUUAAAAACUUUUUAAAAACUAUAAACCUCUUUUCAGCAGAGAGGAAGGGAGCUGACUUUUUUUUUUUUUUUUUUUUUUGGAAGGCAUUGUAAGCGGAACUGACCAUCUGUGCAGCUCCGCGUCCCCUCGUGGAGCUUCACGGAUCCAUUUCUAGGGAAGGGGUUUUGUGCUCACAACUGAUCAACUCUUUGCCCUUUCUACCAACAUAAGUGGCACCUAGGACCCAAGAAAUAAAUGCUGAUGAUUUGUGUGA
This is a messenger RNA of Panthera uncia (snow leopard), 1193 nucleotides long. RefSeq names its product cAMP-dependent protein kinase inhibitor gamma (gene PKIG). Gene Ontology annotation, molecular function: cAMP-dependent protein kinase inhibitor activity. Gene Ontology annotation, cellular component: cytoplasm; nucleus. Lineage: Eukaryota; Metazoa; Chordata; Mammalia; Carnivora; Felidae. The coding region runs from base 307 to 534 and encodes 75 amino acids. Gene Ontology annotation, biological process: negative regulation of cAMP-dependent protein kinase activity. The transcript has 5 exons. The record is from RefSeq and is a predicted model, not a curated record.